AUGUCUCAUCUCACUGUUGGCCAGUAUGCAAUACUCGUAUUCGGCGCUAUGUCCGUCUACGCUUCCUUCCGGUGUAUUUACUUUACAUAUUUCCACCCAGCCUCGAAGUUCCCAGGACCGAGAAUCGCAGCUAUAUCAAAUGUGUGGUACGCAUACCAUUGGAUCACCGGUAAAUAUCCAAUGGCGAUCGAAAAUGCGUUCAAAAAAUACGGUGAUGUUGUUCGGAUUGCUCCCAAUGAGCUGAAAAAUAUCCCACCGCUAUCUGGCAUCAAAUCUGAUUCAAAUCUAGACAUCUAUGGUUCGCAUUCCAAACACAUUGAGAAGUUUCUUAAAGCAGAUUUCAUCUCUCUUGGUGAUGGGGAUCAGGGCAUCACUUGGGAGAAAGAUCCCAUCAAACAUCGCCACACAGCCAAGAAGCUCUCACCAGCUUUCAGUGCUAAGUCCAUUAAAGCAAAGGAAUCGACCAUACACAAAUAUGUGGAUCUUUUCGUCCAGAAAAUGAAGAAAAUUGGCCAAAACGAGCAAGGUGUAGAGCUCAAGAUUUGGACAGACUGGGUUUCGAUGGACAUCUCUGCCGAAUUAUCAUAUAGCAGAGAAUUGGAGCAAGUGGAAAAGAUGUCGAGCUCAGCCUUUCUCCACGCGCUAUGGGGUGUAAACUUCUUCGUCAACGUGCAUCAAAUCCUCAAAAAGUUCCCCCUCUCAGUGCCACUACAGUUCCUUUUUGUUCCGCCUUCUGCACUUAUUAGUGAGUUGCAAGCUAGAAAAUUAAAUCGAGAGACGCUUGAGUGGCGCAUUGAGCAUCGUGGGGGACUUGAGCACCUUGAUCAUGUCGAACAGCUGCUAUCUGCAGAGGCUCCUCCACCUACAGGGCAAGAGAGAAAAGCUCUUGAGGUAGUUUCUGGCCAGCUACUUAUCGCUGGUUACCUACCAGUGGCAAGUCAAUUCUUAUGCACGAUCAUGUUCGGAUUGCAAGAGCCGGACAUUCACAGACUGCUAGUCCGGGAAAUAAGGGAAAGCUUCGCUAGAUAUGAAGAUAUUACGGCAGAAGCUUUGGCUCCGCUGAAGUUUCUACAUGGCUCAAUCAUGGAAACUUUGCGUUUCACGUUUGUUGAGGGAGGUGGACUUCCGCGAGUGAGCCCAGGUGCAAUUGUUGAUGGAAGAUAUAUUGAGAAAGGGCUUCAAGUGCAAUACGGUCACUUUGCUUUCACACGCAGCCCUCGGUACUUCCAUGAGCCGCGUAGCUAUAGGCCUCAACACUGGCUACCUAAAGAUCAUCCUCACUGGAACGCCGCAUUUGAGAACGACGCAACAAGCCAUUACUAUCCUUUUGGAUUGGGUCCUAGACAGUGCAUUGGAAUGGAACUGGCCUGGCGGGAGAUGAGAAUCUUCGUUGCUAAGGUUCUGUGGAGCUUUGACGUGGAGAUGGUAUCGGAUCAUAAGAUCGUAUAUGAGAGGGAUUUCAAGAUGCAUAGGAUGUGGGAGAAGCCUGAGUUCUGGGUGCGUUUUCAUCCUGUUGAUAGAUCAGAUUGA
Messenger RNA from Glarea lozoyensis ATCC 20868, 1530 nucleotides. Its product is annotated as Cytochrome P450. The record is from RefSeq and is a predicted model, not a curated record. The transcript has 11 exons. The coding region runs from base 1 to 1530 and encodes 509 amino acids. Lineage: Eukaryota; Fungi; Ascomycota; Leotiomycetes; Helotiales; Helotiaceae. Gene Ontology annotation, molecular function: oxidoreductase activity, acting on paired donors, with incorporation or reduction of molecular oxygen; iron ion binding; monooxygenase activity.